AUGGUUUCCAUGACUAUUAUUAUAGAAUUGCUAGUUUUGUUAACGUACCUUUCGGAUACUAAUGCAUCGAACAUUUCAACUGAUGAGGCUGCUCUUUUAGCUUUCAAAGCUCAUAUAACUUCAGAUCCAAAUGGAAUGUUGUCGAAAAACUGGACAAAAGGGACUCACCUUUGCAAUUGGAUAGGCAUAUCUUGCAGUAGAAGGCAUCAAAGAGUGACAUCACUAGACCUCAAUGGUCUCAGACUAAGAGGUUCAAUCGCGACUGAAACUGGGAACCUUUCCUUUCUUAGUUUCUUGGACAUUGGAAACAACAGCAUCAACGGUGAAAUCCCUGAUGAACUCAGCUAUUUGAGGAGGCUGAAGCACUUGACCUUGUCAAUGAAUAAUCUCACAGGUCAAAUUCCAGAAAGUCUUGGAUUACUGAGAAGGCUCGAGUUGUUGGAUCUUUCUGAAAAUGAUCUCUUUGGAUCUGUUCCUUCGUCUAUCUUCAAUGUCUCUUCUUUGAAAGUCAUCAAUUUGAUUUAUAAUGCACUCUCUGGGACUUUGCCAAAUGACAUUUGCCAUAAUCUUCCGCGGCUGGAGGGCUUACAGAUAGCAAGAAAUCAACUCUCUGGCCAACUACCAAGCAAUUUAGACAAAUGCAAAGAGCUUACAUACUUGUCCUUGUCAUAUAACCAGUUCACAGGACAUAUACCAAGUGAAAUUGAUAACCUAUCAGCAAUUCGAAGAUUAAGUCUACGCCGGAACAAUUUGGUGGGAAAUCUUCCACCAUCUAUUGGAAAUUUGUCAAAUCUAGAGAUGAUAGACCUAGGUGACAACAGUCUAUAUGGAGGCGUUCCUCAGGAGUUUGAACAUCUUGUAAAUUUGAAAGAAGUGUAUCUUGGUCCAAACAGAUUAUCAGGUGAAGUUCCAAGGCGUAUGUACAACAUUUCUGGACUAAAAAAGAUUUCAUUUGUAGCAAAUGAGCUUUCAGGAACACUUCCCCCAAACAUAGGCCAUACUCUUCCAAAUCUUGAAGGCCUUUACCUUGGGGAAAACCAGUUCACCGGGCUGAUUCCUACCUCAAUUGUGAAUUCCACCAAGCUUAUCCAGCUUGAUUUUGGUCGCAAUCUGUUUAGUGGACCUGUACCUAUGAAUCUUGGAAAGCUACAACAGCUUCAAUUCAUCAACUUUCAAGUAAACCAAUUGAGGAAUGAUCAAUCUACAGGCGAGUUAAGUUUCCUGACAUCAUUAUCUAAUUGCAAGUAUUUGAAAACCGUUCAAAUAGGAGGUAAUCAAUUUAAUGGAAGUCUUCCAAAAUCUUUAGGUUCAGGAAACUGGUCCUUUUCCCUUGAAUAUUUCAUUGCCCUUCAAAGUGGUAUCACAGGAAAAAUACCAACUAACAUCAGUAACUUUAGGAACCUGGAGUGGUUAACAUUGGGAGACAAUAAACUUAUAGGAUCUAUUCCUCCAGUUUUGGGGAACUUGAGGAAUUUGAAAAGAUUUAGCCUGGAGAAAAACAAUUUAGAUGGAAUUAUACCAACUAGCUUGUGUAACAUGGAAAACUUGUACCAAAUUAUCUUGGGGAAAAAUCAACUUACUGGCGAAUUACCAAGUUGUUUUGGAAAUCUUUCUUCUUUAAGAGAACUCUACUUAGAUUCCAAUGCACUAAUUUCCCAUAUUCCAUCAACUUUUUGGAGGAACAGAGAUAUUUCAAUUCUCACUUUGUCCUCCAAUUUACUGAAUGGGUCUCUUGCAGUAGAAAUGAGGAAUUCAAGGAGUUUGCGGAUAUUACAUUUACAUGGUAAUCAGUUCUCUGGUCAGAUUCCUAGCACAAUUGGCCAACUACAAAGUUUGGUUAGCCUUUCACUGUCAAAGAAUAUGUUAGAUGGUUCCAUACCUGAACUAUUUGAAGAUUUGGUUUCAUUGGAACACUUGGAUCUAUCUAGCAACAAUCUAUCAGGCAUGAUCCCCAAGUCCUUGAGGAAUCUUGAACAUCUCAUGUAUUUCAAUGUCUCGUUCAAUGGGCUCAUGGGUGAAAUUCCAGAUGGAGGGCCAUUCGUAAAUUUUACAGCUGAAUCAUUCAUGGGUAACCCUGCAUUAUGUGGAUCAUCACGCUUCCAUGUGAUGCAAUGCAGAGUCACAAGUCUUGAAAGGAAAAGAAAGAGUAGAGUCUUAACUUCUGUUCUUGCAUCAGUUUCCUCAGGAGUUGUAGUCACAACCAUUUUCAUCAUUUGGUUUCUGAAAUGCCGAAAAAGGAGUACGGAACUUCCUCUAGUUGAUACAUUUGGUCAGGUACAUAAGAGGAUUUCGUACUAUGAUAUUUCUCAAGGGACAAACAACUUUGAUGAAGCAAACUUGAUUGGAAGGGGGAGCCUUGGCAUGAUCCCCAAGUCCUUGAGGAAUCUUGAACAUCUCAUGUAUUUCAAUGUCUCGUUCAAUGGGCUCAUGGGUGAAAUUCCAGAUGGAGGGCCAUUCGUAAAUUUUACAGCUGAAUCAUUCAUGGGUAACCCUGCAUUAUGUGGAUCAUCACGCUUCCAUGUGAUGCAAUGCAGAGUCACAAGUCUUGAAAGAAAAAGAAAGAGUAGAGUCUUAACUUCUGUUCUUGCAUCAGUUUCCUCAGGAGUUGUAGUCACAACCAUUUUCAUCAUUUGGUUUCUGAAAUGCCGAAAAAGGAGUACGGAACUUCCUCUAGUUGAUACAUUUGGUCAGGUACAUAAGAGGAUUUCGUACUAUGAUAUUUCUCAAGGGACAAACAACUUUGAUGAAGCAAACUUGAUUGGAAGGGGGAGCCUUGGUUUGGUGUACAAAGGGACACUAGCAGAUAGAAUGGUUGUGGCAAUAAAGGUAUUCAAUACAGAACUGCAACAUGCAUUUAGAAGUUUCGAAGUGGAGUGUCAAGUUUUACGUAGCAUUCGACACAGAAACCUUGUUAAGGUGAUAAGUAGUUGUGCCAAUUUUGAUUAUAAAGUGUUGGUGCUAGAGUACAUGCCCAAUGAAAACCUCGAAUGUUGGCUUCACUCUACUGACAAAUUUUUGGAUAUAACUCAAAGACUAAAGGUGAUGAUUGAUGUGGCUUCCGCUGUGGAGUAUUUACAUGGAGGUCAUUUGUUUGUAGUCGUCCAUUGUGAUUUGAAACCAAGUAACAUACUUUUGGAUGAAGAUAUGGUGGCAAAAGUGAGUGACUUUGGGAUAUCCAAACUUCUAACAGCUGAGACGCUAAUAACACAUACCAAGACUUUGGGUACCAUCGGUUACAUGGCACCAGAGUAUGGGUCAGAAGGCAAAGUAUCAACCAAGGGAGAUGUUUAUAGCUUUGGUAUUUUGUUAAUGGAGACUUUUACAAGAAAGAGCCCUGUGGAUGAUCUAUUCGUAGGAGACUUCACCUUGAAAAGAUGGAUAUGCCAAUCAUUACCAGACCGAUUGGUGGAUGUAGUAGACAUUAAUCUAUUUUCACUGGACGAAGAAAAUUUUACUUCUAAAGAAAGAUGUUUCAAAUCAAUCAUGGAAUUAGCUCUUGAAUGCACAAACGAUUUUCCUGAAGAAAGAAUUCGCAUGGAAGAUAUUACUCUGCAACUCAAGAAGAUCCUAACCCAAUUUCUGCAAAAUGUUGUAACAAACUAA
Molecule: messenger RNA, 3603 nt
Organism: Solanum stenotomum
Lineage: Eukaryota; Viridiplantae; Streptophyta; Magnoliopsida; Solanales; Solanaceae
Product: probable LRR receptor-like serine/threonine-protein kinase At3g47570
Exons: 4
Coding region: 1-3603 (1200 amino acids)
Biological process (GO): protein phosphorylation
Molecular function (GO): ATP binding; receptor serine/threonine kinase binding; protein kinase activity
Source: RefSeq, a predicted model, not a curated record